Molecule: messenger RNA, 4020 nt
Organism: Scomber scombrus (Atlantic mackerel)
Lineage: Eukaryota; Metazoa; Chordata; Actinopteri; Scombriformes; Scombridae
Gene: usp33
Product: ubiquitin specific peptidase 33
Exons: 24
Coding region: 166-2931 (921 amino acids)
Biological process (GO): protein deubiquitination
Molecular function (GO): cysteine-type deubiquitinase activity; zinc ion binding
Source: RefSeq, a predicted model, not a curated record
CACGCUGAGCGACAGGAGCGGUUUAUCGUGAAGGACUGCUCUCUCUCUGAAACAUGCCUGUAAAUACUGACUGAUUUUUAUAUCCUGGCACAUCAAAGAUAAUCGGAUCUACCUGUGAACCAUCUCUUCUUCUCAUCCGGUGAAGAUCUUUUUUUUCGGUGAGCGAUGCCGCCGGCGUCCAGCUGCGACUGCCCUCACCUGGAUUGUGUGGGGGAGAUCACCAAGGAGGAACUUAUUCAGAAAUCUCACGGCCAGUGCCAAGACUGUAAAGUCGGAGGACCAAAUUUGUGGGCGUGUUUGGAGAAUGGCUGCGCGUACGUAGGCUGCGGAGAAUCUCACACUGACCACAGCACUGUCCACUCACAGGAGACACGACACAACCUGACAGUGAACCUGACCACGCUUCGAGUGUGGUGUUACGCCUGUGGGAAGGAAGUGUUCUUGGAGCGUAAACUCGGCCCUCACUCACCCCACGCCAACAGUAAACCCCUUCCCUCCUCACAGAAUGCUGCUCAGGAUAACAGCAGGGCCCCUGGGAGCCCGACCUCUUUGAGAGUGCCCCCUAAUGGUGGCUGUGAAGACCUGGACAUGGAGACAGAAGAGGAAGACGAACUGCGUGCCCGAGGCCUCACAGGUCUGAAGAACAUCGGCAACACCUGCUACAUGAACGCUGCCCUCCAAGCCCUGUCCAACUGUCCGCCCUUGACACAGUUCUUUCUUGAAUGCGGUGGCCUGGUGAGAACGGACAAGAAGCCUGCACUCUGCAAAAGCUACCAGAAACUAGUGUCUGACCUGUGGCACAAGAACAGACCCUCCUAUGUGGUCCCGACCAACUUGUUCCAGGGGAUCAAAGCCAUAAACCCCAUGUUCAGAGGAUAUUCUCAGCAGGUUGGUGCUUUGCAGAUGGACUCCCAGGAGUUUCUGCGCUGCUUGAUGGAUCAGCUCCACGAAGAGCUGAAGGAGCCGCUGCUCGAGCCUUACGACCAGUCCAACGGCGUCACGGUGGACGACGGCCCGGAAGAGGACAACCGCAGCCAGUCAGACACCGACUUCCAGUCAUGCGAGUCCUGCGGCAGCAGCGAGCGAGCCGAUAACGAAGUGCUGGGUGGGAACGUGCUGAUGGACGUCACCAACGAGGCAGAGAUGCUGAUUCCUGAGCAAGAUGAGAUCCAGGCCAACAGGGAGUGGCAGAAGGAGAAGAACAUGAUUAAUGACCUGUACCGCUGCGGGGUAAAUGGCGUUAUGGGUGGAAGCAAUGGAGCGGACAUAGACAAAGAUGUUGACACCACCACUGAGACCACACCCAUUAUCAGCAGCCAGGGAGCCAUCAAGGUUCAGGGCAGAACAUCAGAUUCCUUCCCAGACAUUCAAAUCUCCAACAACAUAAGACCGCAGAGUCCAGUCCCCAUGGAGGGACACAUUUCCAAAAUGUCCAGCAGCCCACCCAAAGCUGCCUCCGGCUGGCCCAAUCUUAACCCUGCACACAAGAAAGCAGUGACCACAUUCUCGCCACCAAAGAGCAAACGUCAGAAGAAAUACCGCAGUGUCAUCUCAGAUGUGUUCGAUGGCACCAUUGUCAGCUCAGUUCAGUGCCUCACCUGUGAUCGGGUUUCUGUGACCCUGGAGAACUUCCAGGAUAUCUCGUUGCCCAUUCCGGGCAAGGAGGACCUGGCCAAGCUCCACUCGGCCACCCACCAGACCUCCCUGGUAAAAGCUGGCUCCUGUGGGGAAGCUUAUGCACCGCAGGGUUGGAUCGCCUUUGUCAUGGAGUACAUUAAGAGUUGGUUCUGGGGUCCAGUGGUGACGCUACAAGAUUGUCUUGCAGCUUUCUUUGCCAGAGAUGAACUAAAAGGAGACAACAUGUACAGCUGUGAGAAAUGCAAGAAAUUACGAAACGGAGUCAAAUUUUGUAAAAUGCAAAGUUUGCCGGAGAUCCUGUGUAUCCACUUGAAGCGCUUUAGACAUGAACUGAUGUUCUCGACCAAGAUAAGCACCCAUGUCUCCUUCCCGCUUGAGGGUCUGGACCUGCAGCCUUUCCUUGCCAAAGACAGCACUGCCCAGACCACCAACUAUGACCUGCUGUCUGUCAUCUGUCACCACGGCACUGCCAGCAGUGGACACUACAUAGCCUACUGCAGGAACGAUGCGAACAAUCUGUGGUAUGAAUUUGACGACCAAAGUGUGACAGAGGUCUCGGAGUCCUGCGUCCAGAAUGCUGAAGCUUAUGUGCUCUUCUAUAAAAAAAGCAACGAGGACGCACUGAAAGAACGUCGGAGGGUGUCAGGUUUACUCAACAUGAUGGAGCCCAGCCUCCUGCAGUUCUACGUCUCCCGACAGUGGCUUAACAAGUUCAAGACCUUUGCAGAGCCGGGACCAAUUUCCAACGAUGACUUCCUGUGUUCGCAUGGAGGCGUGCCCCCCAACAAAGCAACGUUUAUUGACGACCUGGUAGUAAUGCUGCCACAGAACGUUUGGGAUCACCUGUACAGCAGGUACGGAGGAGGACCAGCUGUCAACCACCUGUAUGUUUGCCACACGUGCCAGAUUGAGAUAGAAAAACUGGAGAAACGGCGCAAGUCGGAGCUGGACAUGUUUGUCAGGCUGAACAAGGCGUUCCAGGAGGAGGAGUCUCCAGUGGUCAUAUACUGCAUCAGCAUGCAGUGGUUUCGUGACUGGGAGGGCUUUGUCAAAGGAAAAGACAAUGAUCCACCGGGACCAAUUGAUAAUUCCAAGAUAACAGUAAACAAGAACGGCCAUUUAACACUCAAACAAGGAGCUGACUCGGGGCAGAUCUCUGAGGAGACGUGGAACUUCCUCCACUCUAUCUACGGCGGCGGUCCCCUGGUGACAGUUCGGCCAAACAUUAGCCACCAGGAAGCAGAACCAUCACAGUCGGAGGAGAAGAUAGAGGUGGAGACGCGCUCUGUUUAAUCAAAGCACUCGACAGCAAACAGCGAAAAGAAAAAAACAUUUAAGAAACAAAAAAGCCUUUUUAUUUUGCACUUGACUUUUAUUUAAAAAAAGCAUUCAAAGCAAAGGACCUCAUCUUUACCGCUACAUGACAGCCUUUGACAGCUGACAGAGGGAAUUAACAUGUCUCUAAAAAGGUUUGUCAUGUUGUACAAAUAUGUAUAAAGAGCUCCUGAAUUUCUAUUAGCACUGUAGUAUUCAUGUUUCAGGUUGUUUUCAGAACCAAGCAUUUAAAUUGUGUGCAGCUAAAAAAAAAAAAAAAAAAAUCCACUGAAUGCCAUAUUAUUUUUUUCUCUCUUGACCAAAUGAGCACAUAUUGUAUGUCCAUGUGUCUUGUGUUGCUGAUACCGAUGAAUCACAAUACAUCUUGCUGUAGAUAUGACUCACUUUUUCUGUUGUAAGAUAAUAUUGUCCAAUGAAUAGUAAAGAGGAGCAAAUUGUGACACUUCAAGUGAUUAAAAUUAUAAGGUUAUGAAGGGACUAAUUACCGGCUAGUCUCAGGAAUGAAUUUUGUGUUUUGCACUGUUCUGUAGACUUACAAAUUUGGCAUGCUCACGCAGAUGUCUGGUUUGCAUUUGAAUGUACCAGUACUGAUAGUAUGUUGGUCAAGAUUCAGCACUUGGUUAUUUAUGACAGAAGGGAGUGUUUUAAUAUGAUGUUAAUAGAUUUUUUGUAAAAAAUAUGUGGCAGGCAGAGUCAGUUAAGAAUGCAUGCUUUAACACUAAAUCCCAGUUUAACAUCACAUGUAACUGCAUGUAAAUGCAAAGCUGCUCAUAAAAUGUGCGCGCCAAUCACAAUCCGGAUCAAUCUUCACUAAAUUGUACAGCUACAGAAAGCACAUUGCAGUAUAUGUAAUCAGCAUUAUCAUCAGCAAUCUAAUUAAAGGCAUUAUUUUUGUGUAUGGGCAUGGUGUUGCUUCAUGUGUUGGCUGAUAACGGGGAUAAACAGGAUGCUGUACUGUAUGUUUUUUGCAUAUGGAUGUCCCUUGAGUAAGAACUGUUCUGAUUUUUGCUGGCUGGCACUAUUAAAACUUGAUGGAAACUUGUUGAA